Pestalotiopsis fici W106-1 is the source of this 777-nucleotide messenger RNA. RefSeq lists its product as uncharacterized. The transcript has a single exon. The coding region runs from base 1 to 777 and encodes 258 amino acids. Gene Ontology annotation, molecular function: DNA-binding transcription factor activity, RNA polymerase II-specific. Gene Ontology annotation, biological process: regulation of transcription by RNA polymerase II. The record is from RefSeq and is a predicted model, not a curated record. NCBI's taxonomy places the organism in Eukaryota, Fungi, Ascomycota, Sordariomycetes, Amphisphaeriales, Sporocadaceae.
AUGGCUCGAGCCAUUAACGGCCAAAGGGCCGCAGUCGCUGGGGGCAUCAACCGGGGCAACUUCGAGGCUGUGUAUGCUACAUCAAUCUUCAUCGCCGCAAAUACCGUCUCCCAACACCAGUUCCUGCCCAUCAAGGUUGAGACUGCUUCGGACCUGGGAAAAUGCGUCGUGGAGUGGCUGAGUGCAUUCCGUAAUGUGCGAUCCGUUGUUGCUGCUUCGAGACAAGAAUUUGGGCAGAGCUCUUUGGCGGCAGUGUUCCCGCGAGGGGGCUGGCAGCACUUGUCUGCUCAGGAUGCAAGUCCCAACUCUGACCAAGUCGCCUUCGGCUUCCCACUAGACGAACUCAUAGCAAACGCUGCUCAGGAUGAGCGCUACUCUGAUUACCAUCACAUCAUAGUGGGCCUGUCAAACAUCUACGAACAACCAUCGAGGGAGGCAUUCAUGCGAUUCCUGGUCGAAGCACGGCCCGAGUUUCUGCUCCACGUAGAAGCCGGCGAACCGCUUGCGCUCAUGCUUAUGGCCGUGUGCUUCAGUCUGACUCAAUUGCUUCCACCAGCGGACAUGAUGGACCAGAGUGCGCAGAGAGAUUUAGAAGCCACCAGGCUGCACCUUCCGCCAAAUCACAGCCUGCUACUAGAGCGGACGAUUGCAGUUAUACGGUUACAUCCUUGGCAUCAUGCAUUCGCGGAGAUUCCAAACUUUAAGGCGAAGCAGACUUUGGACAACACUCCUUGCCAAGACUUUCCCGUGGCAGUUCUCGCACAACUGGGAACAUGA